GCGCGCGAAAUUCUGACACUUCACGCAUUGUUUGGUUUGAGAAUUCUGUGAAAUUAUUUUGGAUUUUUUUUUGUGUAAAAUACGCAUUGAUUCAGCAUGUCUAAGCGUCAGGGUGAUACCCCAAAGAACACUCUCCUUAAUUACUUCAGCAGAACCCCUCCUGCAUCUGGGAGUUCAGGAAAAUUCACUCCUAAAACACCCUCUGCUGGAACGGUGGCGUCUCCUUCAACUCCCAAAACUGCCCAAAGUGGAAGUAAAUCAGCACCAGGAAAGCGCAUCCUGAGUGUGGAGAAACCCGUAGCAAGUCCCAAGGAGACCAAUGGAAAGGAAGAAAAUGGUGAUGAAGUUAUUUCGCAGAAAAAAAAGCGCAGGAGAAUUAUUACUUCUGAUUCUGAGGAUUCUGACCAGGAGAAUGAUAAUCUGAAAUCAAAUUGUGAAAAGAGGAAUAGUGAUUCACCCCUCCUCACACCCGUUGCGACGAAAAAAGUGAAGAAGGAAGCUGCCGAAACUCCAAAGUUGUCCAUUGAAGAGAAACUUGCCAAUCUGACAAAGACGGAACCCAAUGAAGUUCCGGAUGUAAUGGAUACAACGACAAUCGUGGAGGAGGAAGACGUAGUAUGGAGGCACAAUAAACUUGAAUUUCUCAUGCCUGAAAAUAUCAGGGAUGCCAAGAAAAGGAAGCCAAAUCAUCCGGAAUACGAUCCAAAUACACUCUAUGUUCCCGAAUCCUACCUCAAGACUCUCACUCCUGCCAUGUAUCAGUGGUGGGUCAUGAAGAGUCAGCACUACGAUUGCAUUUUGCUCUUCAAAGUUGGGAAAUUUUAUGAGCUCUAUCACAUGGAUGCAAUUGUAGGUGUCAAUGAGCUGGGAUUUACCUACAUGAAGGGCGACUUUGCCCAUUCUGGCUUCCCAGAGCAGGCUUAUGACCGCAUGGCUACGAGUCUCGUGGAGAAGGGCUACAAAGUGGCACGUGUGGAGCAGACUGAGAAUCCGGACAUGAUGCAGGAGCGAUGCAAGAAGCAGAAAACCGUCACCAAGUUCGAUCGGGUGGUUAAGCGAGAGAUCUGUCAGAUUACAAAUAGAGGUACACGCGUCUUUGGACAGCAGGUGCAGCUAACAGGAGAUUUCCAGCCACAAUACAUGCUGGCAAUUGCGGAAGUACCAGGAGACAUCAGUAGCACGUACGGAGUUUGUUUUAUCGACACAUCCAUUGGAGUAUUCCACAUUGGGCAGUUUGUAGAUGAUAAGCACAGCUCCCGGAUGCUGACACUUCUAGCACACUAUACACCGGUUCUGGUACUCUUCCAGAGGAAUAGUGUGAGUGACAGAACAAAGCAGAUCUUCAAGACAAUGCUUUCAAAUGCUCUUAAAGAUCCACUAAGUGAAUCCCAGAUGUGGGAUGGAUCGACAACACUCAAAAAUCUCGCUGAGAAGUACUUCCAUGGUGACGACGGUACGAAUUGGCCAGAGAUAUUCAAGGAAAUGCAGGAUGACUGUGAUCAUCUAGGUUUGACGCCACAUAAGAAUUUUGCAUUGGGCUUGAAGGCUCUCGGAGGGUGUAUUUUCUACCUUUCCCGAUGCCUCCUGGAUCAGCAAAUCCUUUCACUGGCACGCUAUGAAUUCUAUAUCCCACCAGAUUCCACAGAAUCCCCCGUGAAGCUUGAGCAAGACAUCACGAAAGCCUCUAAGAGGCUCAAUAGAUCCCAGAAUAUGGUUCUGGAUUCAAUUACAUUGCAGAAUUUGAGAAUAAUCGGAGAAGAAGGCUCGCUGAUUGAAACCCUCGAUCACUGCUGCACGAAAUUCGGAAAGAGACUCCUUCACAAUUGGAUUUGCUCUCCAAGCUGUGAUAUUUCCGUCAUUAAAAAACGCCAGGAUGCAGUCACUGAGCUCCUCGAUAGACCGAUUAUGCUUCAAGAUAUUCGAUCACUGUUGGGAUCACUGUCCGACAUGGAGAGACAGCUGGGACAAAUUCAUUCCUUCAGUAGUUGCGGUCGCUUUGAAGAUCAUCCCGAUAGUCGAGCAAUUCUCUAUGAAGAAGUUCAGUAUGGGAAGAAGAAAAUUCAGGAUUUCAUCUCAAUCCUCAAGGGUUUCAAGGCUCUAUUGCAACUUCCGGAACUUGCCACCAAAUGUUCGAGUGAUCUUCUCGUUAGUCUCACACAAAAUCCCCCACGGGGAACAUUCCCAGACUUUGCUGAAGACUUGAAAUUCUUCGAGAAUUCCUUUGAUCACGAAGAAGCUCUGAAGCAGGGAAUAAUUGCCCCAGAACGUGGUGUUGACAAGGAAUUUGAUGGUAUUGAGGAGGAAAUUAAUGAUAUUGAAGUUGAGCUGAAGGAAUAUGUGAAACUCCAGGAGAAGUACUUCAAUUGCAAAAUCUCCAUUGGAACGAAUCGAAAUCGUUUCCAAUUGGAGAUUCCGGAAGCAUUUGCCAAGAAAGCGGGUUCUGAGUAUCAGCUAGAGAGUCAGCAGGGUAAGAAAGGUGGAAAGGGGAUUAAACGUUAUCACACGGAAGAGACUAAAGAUCUCGUAAAGAGAAUGACUGUGGCGGAAAAUCAGCGAAAGAAAGUGCUGAAGGAUCUCUCAAGGAGGAUUUUUGAAAAGUUCUCAAAUGCAAAUGAUUUGUGGAAGCAAUGUGUAUCGAAUGUUGCCAUUCUGGAUGUCCUCACAUCCUUUGCGGAAUACGCGAGAAAUUCCCGAGAAUCUUGUGUUCCGGAAAUCGUCGAAGAAGACUGUGAGCCCUUUAUGGAGCUCGAAGAUGGCUACCAUCCCUGUUUGACCAAUAAUGAAGAUUUCAUUCCGAACGGAGUUACCCUGGGAGCUCCUAGAACUGCCCUUACAAUCCUCACAGGACCAAAUAUGGGCGGUAAGAGUACCCUAAUGCGUCAAGUAGGCCUCUUGGCUGUGAUGGCUCAGAUUGGAUCUCGAAUUCCUGCCAAUCGCUGUCGCAUGACCCUGAUUGAUCGCAUUUUCACACGUCUCGGUGCCCAGGACGAUAUCCUAGCUGGUCACAGUACUUUCCUGGUUGAGCUGAGUGAAACGUCCGCUAUACUCAAGCAUGCCACAAUCAACAGCCUAGUUCUACUGGAUGAACUUGGCCGUGGGACAGCAACGUAUGACGGAACGGCCAUUGCAGCUUCCGUUGUAAACUUCUUGGCUGACCUCAAGUGUCGCACGCUCUUCUCCACGCAUUACCACAGUCUCGUGGACAAUUUCCACAAAGAUGAUCGGAUUACUCUGGGACACAUGGCGUGUAUGGUGGAGAAUGAGGACAGUGAUGAUCCCACCCAGGAGACCGUAACCUUCCUCUAUAAAUACGCCGAUGGACCUUGUCCCAAAUCCUACGGGUUCAAUGCAGCCAAGCUUGCGGGUAUGCCCACAGCAAUCAUUCGAAGAGCCCAUGAGCUGUCCAAGAAAGUCGAAGCCGGUGCUAUGAAGAGAAAGAUUUUCUCCCGAAUCCUUUCUAGCGGUGGCGUCGAUGAAAUCAGGAAUCUUCUGUCAAAACUCCAAGCAUGCUCCUAAAUUCUCUCAUCUAAUGCAACUUCAUCCUCGAGUAAGUUUCUUCAGUUAAUGUCUUCAGAAAACAAAAAGUAUUUUGACUCAAUAAAAUGUUUUGUAUUACAAAUUUA
Molecule: messenger RNA, 3623 nt
Organism: Lutzomyia longipalpis
Lineage: Eukaryota; Metazoa; Arthropoda; Insecta; Diptera; Psychodidae
Gene: Msh6
Product: probable DNA mismatch repair protein Msh6
Exons: 4
Coding region: 97-3516 (1139 amino acids)
Biological process (GO): mismatch repair
Cellular component (GO): MutSalpha complex; nucleus
Molecular function (GO): ATP-dependent DNA damage sensor activity; mismatched DNA binding; ATP binding
Source: RefSeq, a predicted model, not a curated record